CUCGAGCUAUAAAACACUGCAUGAUAAUGUCAAGACUGUCAUUUCAGGGGCAGGCCAAAUCGUCUCCACUGCUAGCAUACCAAAAGAGGGUCAUAUGUCUGUUAAACUAGAUUCAAGAAGCCCUUAAAUUCAUUUUAAAGAACAGAGUGACACACACACCACAGACAGGCAGAAUAACAAAGGAAAGGAUCAAAACAACUCAACCGUUAACACUUAACAGAGGAGAGUAUUUCUGAAUUGUCCACCAUGGCAUUCUCUAGUGUCAGUUGGCAAAUGCCCACUAACCUAGCUUUUGAAGACUAUAGUGUCUAUAGUCACUUUUCUGAAGAAGAGCUGAUUCAGCUGGCUGUUGAACGAAGCCUAACAGAUGCCUACGGUCCUUCUCAACCUGCUCAUCAGUCGGCAUAUUCACCACCUACACAAACGCAGUUGGUGCCCUCUCAAGAUGUCCGCAUACCUACAUUUCAUGUGGUCCAAAGUGAAUUUGCAGCCAGGAGACCAGAUGCUAUACACACUCUGAAUGUCCCUCCCCCUGCACUUCCACCCCAGACAGACAAUCUCAGCAGUGAUAUAGCCAAAUUAAAUUCUGCCAUCUUGAAGAAUGAUGCCGAAACAGUGAGUAAAAUUGUAUGCAGAAUGCCAGCUGAGAGUCUGUGCAAACCAGAUACGGAAGGAUGGAUACACUUGCAUAAGGCUGCAUACGAGGGUUCUUUGGAGUGUUUGAAGGUGCUGGCAAAAGCUUUUCCUAAACUAAUCAACAAGGGCACCCACAAGAACCAAACCCCUCUGAUGUUGGCCGUUGCUUGUAAACAUCUUUCAUGUGCCCAGUUUCUGAUUGCAGCUGGAGGAGAUCCUAACAUUGCCAAAACAACAGGCGAGACAGCUCUCUUCAAAGCCUGUGAAAGGGAAGAUGAGAAGAUGGUGAAGCUUAUUCUGAAAUCUGGAGGGAGUAUAUCAAGGGGCAAUGAAAAGGGAAUGACUCCUUUACAUGAAGCAGUGGCAAACAGAAAUGUCAACUGUUGUAAGUUACUGGUGGAAGCUGGAGCGCACAUAGGGGCCAAAAACAGUUAUGGGAUUGAUCCGCUGUUCACAGCCGCCAUGAUAGGAUCCACAGAACUACUGAGAUUCUUCAUUUCAUGUGGAGGAGAUAUUAACACUGAAGCUAACGAUGGAGCAACAGCUUUGUAUGAAGCAUCCAAGAAUGGCCAUGAGGAGGUGGUGAGGCUGCUUCUGUCCAGAGGAGUAGAUGUGAACAAAACAACUAAAGCAGGACUGACCCCUCUUCAUGUUGCAUCAAAGAAUGGACAUGUGCGAGUUGUGUUGCUGCUGCUUCCACAUACCUGCACAAUAGUUGUGAGACGCAGUGGUAUUAGUCCACUCCACCUUGCAGCAGAGCGGAACAGAGAUGGGAUCUUGGAGGUUCUCAUUGAGGCAGGCUUUGAUGUCAACACCCAGCUGUCAGUGGACUAUUCUAUGAUGUAUGAGGACCGUCGCACCACAGCACUCUACUUCACGGUGCGCAGCAGCAACGUAGAAGCAGCCUCCAUGCUGUUAGAGGCUGGUGCUGACCCCAAUCUGGAUGUCUUCAACCCUCUUCUGGUAGCCGUGAGGAAGGGUAAUAUGGAGAUGGCAUCCUUGCUGAUGGAGCAUGGGGCAAAUGUGAAUGCCUGCUUGCCAACACACCCAACCACCUUCCCAGGGGUGCUCCUCUUCUGUAUGAAGUAUAGACUCAUGUUCAAGCUCAUUUUGGAUAAUGGAUGUGAUGCCAGUGCUUGUUUCACUUGUGUCUAUGGAAACGGCCCACAUCCUCCUGUCAAGAUCAGACAUCCCACUUGGGAUAGUCUGCACAUGUAUAGAACUGAAGAUCCUCAUACCACAACAAUACAGUUCUGUGAAGUGAUGGCAGAUCCUUCUCACUCUCCAUGGGCUGGAUCUAUAAUUGAUCUCCUGUUAGAUUAUGUGGGUCAUGUGAAAUUGUGUUCAAGACUGAUUGAACUUCUGGACAGCAACAAGGACUGGGAAUACAUCAAAUCAAGACCACCUUCCUCCCUGCUCCAUCUGUGCCGAGUGAAGAUCCGCCAGUGGGUAGGAUGUCAGAGACUGAGGAGAAUGACCAGCCUUCCUCUGCCUGGACGACUCAUCAAGUACCUGUUCUACGACAACAGAGAGUCUGAGGAUUUCUUGCAUUGUGGUUUAGACUAAGUGUGUAGGCUACAUAUUCACUUUCAGUUGCAGAGAUAUGGAACAGCUCUUUCAGAGUUGACUCUCUCAGUCAACACAGAUGCAAUGCGACAACAGCACCACCACACUCUGAAACAAAUUACUUCCAAUAGUGAUUUGCUGCACUGAGCAAAGCGCAUAGUAUAGUUGAACAGCGCACUGACAAUGGAUGAAUCUCGAUGUCCCCCUCACAGACUCACAUACUUUAAUGAAAGACUUGUGAAGUGCAUGAGGGCUUGCUCUCACCCUUUCCGUAAGUUGGCAUUGGUGCAGACUUUACCGAAUGGAUUUACCCACAAUUCAUGACGCAAAACACAAGGUUACCCUUACCGUCUGACCGUCAAUCACAGUCUGGUGCAGUCAGGACUUAGACCUUAGGGGGGACAUCGAGAUUCAGCCUAACACUCAAUAGAACUUUUAACACAAACAAAGCUUCCAUCCAGGCACGGAAUGGAAAUUAGGUAAAAGCUAAUAUUGUGUGUCUGAGUUUUCCCAAUUAUAUGACACAAGUUUAUGUUUAUGCUGAGACUUUGGGAGGAAAGCCAUAUCAUGGAAACACAUCUUGAGUCAAGGAGGCAUAUCAAAUGUGUUUUACAGAAUUCAAAACUAUGUUUACCUUGGCAUAGUUGAAUAAUGAUAGCUUGGUGAGUAAAACGGACAUCCGUCUAAAAUCCAAUUGUUGCCUUCUUCAUAUGCAAAUCCCAUAACUUGAAAUGGCCGCUGAAAACAGGUCAACGAACCCCCAAUGUUUCGUAACACAUGGCGUUACAGUGUUUCCCACAGAAUUGGAUUCAAUUUGUGGCGGUAGCUGACUUUGACAACGGGGGGGGGGGGGUGUUAAAAUAAAGGUUCGUACUUCUCCUUGGGACAAGC
This is a messenger RNA of Alosa sapidissima (American shad), 3093 nucleotides long. Its product is annotated as ankyrin repeat and SOCS box protein 2-like. The transcript is spliced from 9 exons. Gene Ontology annotation, biological process: intracellular signal transduction. Lineage: Eukaryota; Metazoa; Chordata; Actinopteri; Clupeiformes; Clupeidae. Gene Ontology annotation, molecular function: protein binding. The record is from RefSeq and is a predicted model, not a curated record. The coding region runs from base 247 to 2202 and encodes 651 amino acids.